AUGAAUACUAUCAUCUCGUAAGUUUAUUGAAAAUGUAAUUUUUUUUGAAUUCUUCUAUUAUUUUUAGUCUUCUCUUCGCUGGUUUGGCACUUUCUUCAGCACAAGUUGCUGUCAAUGGACCAUUUAUGGGACGUUAUUACGUCGCAGCUAAACCAGUUUUAGCACCAGGAGUUGCACCAAUUGCUGCUCCAGUUUUGGCUGCACCAGCACCAGUUUUGGCAGCUCCAGCACCAGUUUUGGCAGCUCCAGCACCAGUUUUGGCAGCUCCAGCACCACUUCUUGCUCCACCUGCCCCAAUUCUCGCUGCUCCAGCACCACUUCUUGCCCCACCUGCCCCAAUUCUCGCUGCUCCAGCUCCACUCUUUGCGCCACGUCCAGUUUUCGCUGCUCCAGCUCCACUUUUGGCUCCACCAGCACCAAUCCUCGCUGCUCCACGACCAAUUUUGGCUGCCCCAGCUGUUCCAGCUUUUGCUCCAGCACCACUUCUUGCUCCACCAGCUCCACUUCUCGCUGCUCCAGCUCCAGUUGUUCCAGCUUAUGCUCCAUUUGCUCGUUCCGCUUUCCUCAUCGGAGGAAACAAAGCCAAGAACAUCAAUGUCUAG
Molecule: messenger RNA, 602 nt
Organism: Caenorhabditis angaria
Lineage: Eukaryota; Metazoa; Nematoda; Chromadorea; Rhabditida; Rhabditidae
Source: the annotation of a GenBank genome assembly